UGCAUGUGAUUACUCCAUUCACGCCCCUUACCUGGAAUCAGCAAGUGACAGGUGAUUGUGGUUGCAGGUGCAGCACUCUUUCAGGUGGUGCAGAGGAAACAAGUUACAUCUUAGAAGACAGACGCCACCUGCACUCAUGGCUGGGACCGUUGGGAAAAUGAACAGAUGUCUAUUCUGGAUCUUAGGAGCUUCUGUCCUUGUCCUUGUUAUUACGAGAUUCUCAUACGUUUACUAUGCCAAACUGGAUGCUUACAUGUUCAUGGACAUAGUUGGGAAGCACAUAAAAGGCAAUAGAUCAGAAGAAACACUCGAUAAGGGUAAGGAUAUAGCACCUGUUGUAAGCACAUCAAAACCGCUGACUGGUAUGUGGACAGUGAACGCUAUUGGUCGUUUAGGUAACUUAAUGGGGGAAUAUGCAACGCUGUAUGCCCUUGCAAAGAUGAAUGGUCAUCAAGCUUAUAUCUUGCCAGGAAUGCACAGUCAGCUGUCGAAGAUCUUCAAAAUUAGAUUGCCUGUGCUUCAUCAGGAUGUCAUUAAUCGCAUCAAAUGGAGACGAUAUGGGCUACACGAUUGGAUGUCUGAUGAAUACCGAAACAUUCAGGGAGAAUAUAUUAGCUUGGGUGGUUAUCCUUGUUCAUACACUUUUUACCAUCACAUAAAAGAUGAGAUUCUUCAAGAAUUUACCUUCCAUGACUUUAUCAAAGAAGAGUCUAACGCCUAUCUUGCCAAAGUGAGAGGAGACCGGAAAAAUGUCACCUUUGUAGGUAUUCACGUUCGUAGAGGAGACUACGUGCAUGUCAUGCCAAACACAUGGAAAGGAGUAAUCGCCGACAAAGGAUACUUGCAGAAAGCCAUGGACUACUUCCGAAAUAAGUAUGAAAACCCACUAUUUGUAGUGACCAGUAAUGGCAUGGAUUGGUGCAAAGAGAAUAUAAAUAAUUCACUAGGAGAUGUUCACUUUGCUGGUGAUGGCCAAGAAGGCUCCCCGGGGCGUGACUUUGCCCUCUUGGCACAUUGUAACCACACCAUCAUGACCAUAGGGACAUUUGGUAUUUGGGUUGGAUACUUGGUGGGAGGUGAAACCAUCUACCUAACAAACUACACUUUGCCAGAUUCUCCUUUCCUUAGACUUUUUAAAUAUGAAGCUGCUUUUCUGCCAGAAUGGAUCGGAAUACCAGCUGAUCUCUCCCCACUUCUGAAUAAACAAAACCCUUGAUGAAUGCUUCAAGGGUCCCAUGAAUUUUAAUGAGGCCAAAGACCAUAUUAGUAAAGAACUUUCUUAAAAAAAGUCUUCACAAUUUAAUGUAAAAUAAUUGCCCACCAUGUAUUUAUUGCAAUGCCAUGUGAGUUGUUAAAAGAUAACUACAUAGUUUUGUAUUUUUUUCAUGACUUCUCUCAUCUUGAAGGACCCUUUAACUACCAACUGUUUUAUAGUAAAGAAAUGAAAACCAAAACAAAUUUGGUGUGCGGAAAUUUUAAGCACUAAAUGCCCUUUUAUCCUACAGAAAUUAUUAAAUGUAUACAUUUAAUCAAUAUGUUUAGUGGAACUUGGAUAGGUGUGGAAUAGGUCCAUGGUAUACUGUAAACUGGCAUCAUUCAUAAUCAAUAUCAUGUUGACCAGUAAACAAUACAGACAUAUACAUAAUUUUAGGAAGAUUACUGUUCCUAUUUAUUGCUUUGGUUACGUCAAAGACUUCGGAAGAAUUGCAGUGCAGAGAAUCAACAUGAUUAGCCCUACUAUACAUUAAAUAUAACUCACAAGGGCAACUCUGGCGCUAAUCGCUCUCCCUGUGAGCUACAUCCCUUGGGUGUCGUCGAAAACUUUUGCAAUUGUGAAAAACUCCUCCUGAGAAUCUGACACUGCGCAUGUGAGUAGUGUAAAAUUUGGGAGCCAGACCGAGGCUGCAGGAGAGGCAUCACAAGAUCCUUCUCCUACAGAUAUGCCUCCAAAGCCAUAAAGCAGUUGUUGCCAUCUGAAAAUGGCGUUAACCAAAGUUUUGUACAUAGGGGUCAGACUGCCGUCCCCUUUGACAUUAAGGGGGUCUAUGAUCUGAAGCGGUAGUUAGCCUGCCUCUAGCUGGAGAUUUCUGUGAAAUCUCCUUCAUUAGGCUGUUGUUACAAAGCCGGGAUACAUAUAAUUAUGCAGCAGAAACUGCAGUUCACCGACUUUUAUUGGCUAGUAAAUCUGUAAUUGUUUCUCUAUAGAAACGUUUAGUAUAAUGUUAUUAAUGCAGGGUCAACUAGUAUUCUGUUUGUGCAUAAUAGUCGGUGUGUGUGUGUGUGUGUGUGUGUGUAUAUAUAUAUAUAUAUAUAUAUAUAUAUAUAUAUAUUUCUGUUGUAAUGAAGGAAGUCACCGAGUGUAUGUCUCUUGUCAAUCGUUGACAGUUAGAGGGUUUAUUGUGCAAUAAAACUUACAGUUGUGGAAGCUCGCAGCCUGUAUCAUACAGCAACAGAAAUGUAGAGGCAACGGGUGCCCCUUGUUAUCUUCUACCAUAAUUUUCAUUAAUCUUGUAAACCCCAAUCUCACUCUUUAUGACUGGCUAGUUUGCACCCUAACAACAGAAAUCAGUUUUAUGUUUUCUAUGUUAACUUCACCUAGAACUUAAAAAAAAAAAAAAUUCUAAAUCUAAGAUCUAUAAUUUAUAACUU
Pseudophryne corroboree (corroboree frog) is the source of this 2649-nucleotide messenger RNA. Its product is annotated as galactoside alpha-(1,2)-fucosyltransferase 2-like. The transcript has 2 exons. Bases 137 to 1216 code for a protein of 359 amino acids. Gene Ontology annotation, biological process: carbohydrate metabolic process. The record is from RefSeq and is a predicted model, not a curated record. Gene Ontology annotation, molecular function: galactoside 2-alpha-L-fucosyltransferase activity. NCBI's taxonomy places the organism in Eukaryota, Metazoa, Chordata, Amphibia, Anura, Myobatrachidae. Gene Ontology annotation, cellular component: membrane.